Messenger RNA from Nerophis lumbriciformis (worm pipefish), 2250 nucleotides. The record is from RefSeq and is a predicted model, not a curated record. Lineage: Eukaryota; Metazoa; Chordata; Actinopteri; Syngnathiformes; Syngnathidae.
AUGAAGACUCCUCCAGACAGGACAGGAAUCAAGUUUGAGGUGGGCGCACAACUGCAGGCGAGAGACCGCCACAAAAACUGGUACUCUGCCACCAUCGACAAAGUCGACUACGACAAAGAACGCGUUCUCAUCCACUUUCGACGAUGGAGCCGCCGUCAUGAUGAGUGGUUUCACUGGAAUUCGCCGUACCUGCGGCCACUAGAGCGAGUCAGCCUGAGGAGGCGGCGGGGACUCGAUCCCACAAGCGUGUCGACGUUUGUUCCCGGCACCAAAGUUCUGGCCUGUUGGACCGACUGUCGUUUCUACCCAGCCAAAAUCCUGCGUGUCAACAAUGAUGAUUCCUACACAGUACGCUUCUAUGAUGGCGUGGUUCGGACUGUGAAGCCCACCAAGGUCAAAGCCUUACAGAAAAAAUCAAAAUGUGAGAAAAAAGCUCAAGGAAGUGAGGGUUUGGAAGAGGGAGAGAGUGAAGAGGAGUGUGAGGAAGGAGGCAAAGAGGAAGAAGAGGAGAAAGAGGAAAAACCGGAAGGUGAAAGAGGGCUACAACCGUCUUCGUCGUCAUCAUCGUUGCCUCCACCUGCAGUCGAGAAGAGUCUUUCUCUAUCACCAGGUGGAAACAAUGAGACUCAAAAGCAGCCAAUUACAAGCGAGCUCAGCCAGCCUGCUGUACCAAACCCCACACAUAUUGAGAAAGAUGUGCUGUUGGAGCGCCAAGCCCAUUUGCCCACUACUCACAAAUUCAGCAGAGAACCAUUGUACAGGGUGAUCAAGAACCAGCCACCCCCCAUCCUCUCCAUUGAACUUGACCACAAUCCUUUCAAAUGUUCAUCUGAGGGUUGCACCAAAUCCUUCCGGAAAGCCAGUCUGCUACACUACCAUAUCAAGUACUACCACUCAGAGCAGCAGCCGCUGGAAGAACAAAGCAGUACAACAGUGGUGGACCAGCCCAGGAGGAAGCGUUCAUCAUCUGAAGAGGGCCACUUCCUGUAUGACAUGGCAAGUGUCGCAUGUAACCAUGAUGAGAAAGAGCACAAGACUACGGUAACAGGGAUGAAGGGGGACAAAAGUUAUCAAGACAGGAAAGAGAGGAAAAACUUCCUGAGGGUCAAACUGAAAAAAAAGAAGAAGAAGAAAAAGAAGAAAAAGACAAAUCAAUCAGAAGUUUGCAGUAGUGACAACGAGGGCUUGACAUUAUCUCCCAUCAUGUUCAAACUGAACGAGGAGCACCCCAGCACUCACACAUUGGACGAUGGCAGCGACUGGUCAACGCUGACAGCGGAGAGCGGCGAGGACGCACCCUUCUGGUCGUUCACCACAGGGACAGAGGAUUAUGAGGUGGUUAGGUGUGUUUGCGAGGUGGAUGAGGAGAAUGACUUCAUGAUCCAGUGUGAGUCGUGUUUGUGUUGGCAGCACGGCACCUGUAUGGGCUUGUAUGAGGACAACGUCCCACGCAACUACAUCUGCUACCAUUGCAGACAUUGUUCAGGUUGGCGGCGGACUCAGUGUUACCUGUCCGAGCCCGACAUGUUGACUUCCGGGCGCAUGUUCGGCCUGUCUUUUGUGAGGGAAAACUACUCAGACAGCAACGCCUCUACCAUUAUGCAAACUAGCGGCCUCCUGGCACACACACACAGCCUCAAUCAGGUCCUCAGCGGGCUGCAGCUGAAGAUCAGCCUCUUACGCGCUCCGUCACACCCUGACCUACAGCUGUGGCGGUUGCCAUGGACGCUGGAGGAGGAGCAAAAACCAAGAGGAGAGACCCCCAUCAGUUAUGUCAGCAGCGAACACUGUUACCAGAAGCCCGGUGCGUCAUGGGAAAAGGCACAGGACAAGCCAACGGCCGCUGUGAAACAGGAAAUAUGGGAUGAGGAGGAUAAGGAAAUAAAGCGCGGAGACAAGCUAUGUUUUGAAGGUGACUGGCGCAGCCAGGCUAAAAGAGCGAAGAACUUGUGCACGAAUGGCGACGAAGGGGAUAUGUGCGCUCGCAUGGCGACCUCGCCAACCUCAGUGACCAUGUGCCAGCUUAAUCUGCUUGAGCAUGUCGAAGGUCUACACCAGCAGAUCAGCACCAGGAUGGACAUAAUCGAGAAGGACAUUGAUGUUUUGGAGUCAUGGCUGGACCACUCUGGUGAGCUAGAACCUCCUGAGCCGUUGACCCGCUUGCCGCAGCUCAAACAGCGAAUCAAACGUCUGCUUCACGACCUGUCCAUCGUGAGACAACUUUCCGUGCGACAUUGGCACUCCAGCUAA